AUGGUGGCUUUAGAGGAUAAGAAGGAGAGGGAGGCUGCUCUGAAUGAGGCUCAGGAGACCUUAUCCACUAUGGGCAGCAAGGUCUCCCGGGCGGAGGAGGACGCCCAAGUCGCUCGAAAGGCCUUGGAGAGGGCCAAAGAGGAAGACGUCUUGAAUGAGGAGGUGGCUACCAAGGCCGCACGUUAUAAUGGUGUGGCCACCGAGCUCGACAAGGAGAAGAGGCUCGUUGAGUCAGACCUCGUCGCCGUCCAGAAUGCUUACCACAGAAUAAAAGAGGAACAUCUGAAGAGCGAAAUCGCUCGAGGCGCCACGGAGGAGGCUGGGAAGAAGGCCCACGAUGAUCUCGAGGUAGAGCGAACCCGCUCUCGUGGCCUUUCUGACGACGUCGAUCGUCUGAAGAGAAUGCUGCGAGAGAAGGAGGAAGCCCUCUUACAGUCGGGUAAGAUGAUCGAGGACCUACGGGUCAAAAAUACCGAUCUGGCUUGUCCUUACAAGGAGAUCGAGAGGGCCAACACCGACUUAGUUGGUGAGAACACGGCUCUCGAGGAGAAGGUUCGCGUCCUUAAAGAUGAUCUUCUAGCCGCCCAAGCCGACGCCCAAUCCUCUAGGGCUCAGCUCGAGGGGGAGGUCGCUCUAACCAGUCGACUAAGGAUUGCGAUAAACGACCUCUCGACCUCCUAG
Messenger RNA from Sorghum bicolor (sorghum), 681 nucleotides. RefSeq names its product golgin subfamily A member 2-like. The coding region runs from base 1 to 681 and encodes 226 amino acids. The record is from RefSeq and is a predicted model, not a curated record. Lineage: Eukaryota; Viridiplantae; Streptophyta; Magnoliopsida; Poales; Poaceae. The transcript is spliced from 2 exons.